AGAGGAGACACGCUAUCGCAGUUUCAGAGCGCAGCUCGUUCACAUGCUGUGCUCAGUUUAAUCAACAACUAUUCGUGUUCAAGACGAUCGCUGAUAGUUCUGUAAAGAUAACAGCAGACUGCGAGGUUUCCAGUAUAGACAGUCUUCCUCAGAGCAUAAGAAAAGCCGCUGUGUUUGUAUUAAUGGAAGAGGCGAGAGUGAGACGCGUCUCUGAAAUGAAAGAAGAGAUGGAUAUCUGCGCAUCCUCCGCGUCUCUCCUUGAGGAAGAACUCGCCUCUGCUAUCGAGCCUGCAGUGAAAGCGGCUGUGCUGAGCGUCAUGUCUGCGUUAGCAAAGUUCGUGGACAGUAAAUGUGCAGUUUUCAAUCUCAGACUGGACGAAAGAGACCAAGAAUUUGAAAGCGUGAGAUUGCGAUUGGAAAUAGCGGAGAGCGAGUUGAAAUCAAUACGAGACGGAGAAUACACGAACACUGCCGAGAAAAACUUCACCCAAUCUCUCACAAACACUGAAACACAAUACCACGGGAGCGACAGUAUUAUUGCUCACGACCUGCCGGCGCGGGAUUUCUCCACUCUUCCAGUUAAGACAGUCAGGGAUCCGGUGCGUGCAGUCCACACCGCACUGAAAAACUCCCGGGUUUUAAUCCAGGAGGAUGGAAGCUAUUCCGAGCAGGACCUGCUGAUGCGAGGUGAUGACUCUGAACAGAGAGACCACACAAGCACAGCGGGGUGGAGAAGAGCACUGAAAGGUCCUGCAGAGAGAAAUGCUCUCCCUCAUGCUGAGGAAGGGUCGAAGGCAGAAUCAGUUCCCAUUCAAGAGGAGCUCUUUGACCAGGAAUGGUGCAGGAGUCCAGAGCAGGCUACAGAGCUGACAUCUAUUGAAGGGGAGGAGGAGAAACCUGCACUAGAUCCUGUCCACAUUAAUGAAGAGAUCCCUGGAAUUGAACCGGUCAUCAUUAAAGAGGAGGUUCUUGAACUUGAAUCUGACCCCAUUGAAGAGGGGGGUUCUGACCACUUUGAAAAACUGCAGCAAAUUCACAUGGGACAGAAACUGCAUCUCUGUACUGUUUGUGGGAAGAGUCUCUGUACAUCAACAGAGCUGAAAAGACACCACCGAAUUCACACAGGAGAAAGACCGUACUGCUGCACUGAAUGUGGAAAGAGUUUCAAUACCUCUACAGAUCUGAAAAGACACCAUCGCAUUCACACAGGAGAGAAGCCGUAUUCCUGCACUCAGUGUGGGAAGAGUUUCAAACAGUUACACCAUCUUAAAACACACCAGCUAAUUCACUAUCGAAAGAAACUGUUUCACUGUAGUGGAUGUGAGAAGAGUUUCACUCAGUUAGAAACCCUUACAUUGCAUCAGCAAACUCACACAGGAGGGAAACCUUAUAGCUGUACUGAGUGUGAGAAGAGUUUCAAGCAAGCAUCACAGCUUAAAGCCCACCAGCUAAUUCACACGGGACAUAAACAGUAUCCUUGUUCUGACUGUGGGGAGAGUUUCAUUCUGUCUACAGACCUGGAAAGACACCAGCAAACCCACACAGAAGAGAAACCUUAUAGCUGCACUGAGUGUGAGAAGAGUUUCAGUCAAGCAUCGCAGCUUAAAGCCCACCAGCGAAUUCACACGGGCGAGAAACAGUAUCAUUGUGAUGACUGUGGGAAGAGUUUCUUUCUGUCUGGAGACCUGAAAAGACACCAGCAAACGCACACAGGAGAGAAACCAUAUAGCUGUGAUUUCUGUGGGAAGAGUUUCACCCGUUCAGGAGCACUGACAGUACAUCAGCGAAUUCACACAGGAGGGAAGCCGUAUAGCUGUGAACACUGUGGGAAGAGAUUCAAUCGGACAGAACAUUUGGUGUCACAUCUUCGAGUUCACACAGGGGAGCAGUCCGCUCACUGCGCUCAAUAAGAGAGAUUUUAUUUUCCACUCCCAGUUGUAAAAGCACACAGUAUCCAGACACUUCACUAGGAACAGUAGCACUGUGCCUCCAUCACAAGAUGACUCAGUCUAGUGGAAGCGGAGAGUAUAUAAGACCCUGAGAUGCAAUUUGACUUCUUGAUCCCUUUGUCAAAAUGAACUUGUUGUCUUCUGAUCCCUGGUUAUUCAAAUGUAAAUAUUGGGAAGGACUUGUCUGAUGUUUUGCAUGGGUGUAUAUUAUAGUUUCAUGAAUACAAGCGUCAUUUAAUUCAUA
Acipenser ruthenus (sterlet) is the source of this 2193-nucleotide messenger RNA. Its product is annotated as zinc finger protein 883-like. Gene Ontology annotation, molecular function: RNA polymerase II cis-regulatory region sequence-specific DNA binding; DNA-binding transcription factor activity, RNA polymerase II-specific. The record is from RefSeq and is a predicted model, not a curated record. Lineage: Eukaryota; Metazoa; Chordata; Actinopteri; Acipenseriformes; Acipenseridae. Bases 183 to 1910 code for a protein of 575 amino acids. The transcript is spliced from 2 exons. Gene Ontology annotation, biological process: regulation of transcription by RNA polymerase II.